Molecule: messenger RNA, 2441 nt
Organism: Bursaphelenchus okinawaensis
Lineage: Eukaryota; Metazoa; Nematoda; Chromadorea; Rhabditida; Aphelenchoididae
Source: the annotation of a GenBank genome assembly
AUGGGUUGUCGUCUGAGCUCUUAUGCUAAACCUGAGACUGUGAAUAAGGCUGAUCAAGAGAAUGCUAAUGGUGUCCAACAACAUCAAGUUAGUAGUGUUGGACAGGGUGAUUACGUGAGUUGUAAAAUUGCAUAAGGAUUUAGUUUACAUUAAUGAUAGGGUAGGGUAGGGUAGGGUAGGGUAGGGUAGGGUAGGGUAGGGUAGGGUAGGGUAGGGUAAAGUAGGGUAGGGUAGGGUAGGGUAGGGUAGGGUAGGGUAGGGUAGGGUAGGUAGGGUGGAGUAGGUUCUUUUGUUUCAACCUAAUAUAUUUAAAAUAUUUUUCAGAUUGAUGGCAUUGACAUCUCACGCGUCGGUAGAAUUAACAUAUUUAUGUAUGGCGACUCAACUGAACUAACAGUUCAAGGUUAUAUAAUUGGUAGUGAGGUGUACAAAAUUAGAUUUUGCGAUGAAUACGAUGUUAUUUUGGAAAAACUGAAGCUGUGCCUCAAGAAGAAACGUAAAUUUGUUCUUCAAAUUUAUUUUUUCGAUGAUUUAUGUGUAUGGUCUCCAUCUUUGCUCAACGUCAUGGCCGACUUCUUUUUGAGUAAGUCAUCGACUUCCAAACCUUAUAUUAAUUUUAGUAAGGGCCUAGGAUGCGGUAUGAACGUAGUAAACGGUAAAAUCUUAGAUCUUAAGUUACGGCAGAACCGGCAGCACAAUAUGCACUAGGUAUUGAGGGCUUAGGGUUCGCUAAGUUCUUGGGUACGUCAGGGCCUGGAAUACCGUAGAGGACUUAUGUACGAUCUAAAUUACAGCGCUGUGAAAAACAUAAUUCAAAACUCUGUUUUUAGACACACUGCCAGCGAUAGAUGAACUUUAUAUUUAUGGAGCUCCAGAAAACGUUAACGUUUCAUUCAUCGACUUCUGCAGAAAAAUUCAUCCUAUAGUUGAACGUUUGGCCAUCAACAACCCGACUAUUUUAAGGUUUCUCAUUGACUUUCAAAUCAAAUCGUUAGCACCAGAGUCAACUGUGUCUCUUCGUAAGUGUUUAUUUCUUGUCCGAUUGUCUGGCUUACCUCACUAGCGAAUUGCACCAAAUAUCUCUCGGCUUUUUGAACGAGACCUAUAUAGCAUGAAAGAGCAUAAAAAGUUACCAGAAAAACUGUUUUCAAAAACUGCUAAAUAGCCUUGGCUAACGAGUUACAGUAUGCUCUAUAUCCUUUUAUGUUUAAAAGGUAUAGCUUUAAAGUUCAAAAAAAUGACAUUUUUUGAUAAUUAUUUUUUUUUAAAAGCAUCUAAAAGCAAAAAAUACGACAUAAAAAAUAUUUUUUUUAAUCUAAAUAUUGUUUGUUUAGCUAAAACUUCUUGUCAUUAUUUGUGGUCGCCAAAAUGAAACCGACGGGAUUUGAAGUUCCCCCUUCUGCACUCCAGGCUAACUUCUUAACCACUCGACUACACUGGAUUGAAGCUUUAGUCCAUUCGUUUGCCUCAAGUCGAAUGAGAAGGAUCAAAUAAAAAACCUUAUGUGAAUCCUUUAAUCACUAAUAUCUUGCUAGCCGAAUCCAUUUAGCAGUUUUUGAAAACAGUUUCCACGGUAACUUUUUCUGCUCUUAUCCUAUAUAGGUCUCGUUCGAAAAGCCGAGGGAUACUUGGUGCAAUUCCCUAGUUAACAUGCCAAGCUUGACUCUAUCAUAUUCUAACUUUCUUUAUUUGACUUGGUCUUUUUUACCUUGACUUAACUUUAUCUUAACAUGCCCUAUUUUACUUUACGUUGCCCUACCCUAUUUACUAAGAUCAAUAACACUUUGUUUUUUAGGUUGGAUGCCAUUGAAGUACACUCAAGCGAAUCUCGUUACCUUUAAUAAUUGGUCAAUGCUGGAAGUACUUGCCCAACAAGAUAUUGUAAUGCAACAAGUUCGCUCUGCUACCUUUUAUAAAUAUCAACGUGAAUCUUCUAAUUUGAAGUUGAUUUUUGAAAACGUUUUCAACAUGUUUCCUUCCUUAGAACAUCUUACACUUGAAGGUUAUAUAUACGUGCGGGAGCAGAAUGAACCAAGUAUGUUGGUGUUGAGGCUAGGGAAAGGCUAAAAUUAAUGAUGUUCGACUAGAAUAGUCUGUGUAAGAGAGAGAGGAUGAGCUUUACCAUGAAGAAGAAUGAGUAGAAUAGCAAAGAUAAAAAGAAAUAUUUCAUUGUAAAUUUGUUUGUUUCAGUUCUGAAUCACGAACUGUUCACCUACACUCGCACCGUGUUUGACACGUUUGAGAGGAUGUUGGACUGGAACCAGGGAAAACUCAACAUAAUCAUUAUCUUCUUUGCCUAUUUCAACGUCCCGGUUAACGAGGAUCUGGCAAGAAAAAUGACAGAAUUUGCUGGAUACGAAUGUUGCUACAAGAACGGCUAUUUUGUUUUAGAAGUAUCAAUGUCUAAUGUAGAUUUGAGGAUGGUUGUACAAUCAGAAUAA